Carica papaya (papaya) is the source of this 1044-nucleotide messenger RNA. NCBI's taxonomy places the organism in Eukaryota, Viridiplantae, Streptophyta, Magnoliopsida, Brassicales, Caricaceae. The record is from RefSeq and is a predicted model, not a curated record.
UGUGGCCUUGGAUUUGCCUGCUCUUCUGUUCCCGUCUUUUUUAUCACGGUGGAAAUCUUGAACUGAAGCAGAAAAAGGAAAUUGAGGAGAAAUGGACAUAGCUCUCUUCUCUCCAUCUUCGCUUUUCGCUGGGGACGAUGAUGAUUCCUCUGCUGAUGAGCAAACGACGGAGACCAGUCUGAGCUACGUCGAGAGGAGGCAUCAGUUUCCUGGAAUGGAGCUGAUAAUCCAAGAAUUUUCUUUUCAUCAGCUGAAUGCUAACUUACUCUGGCCUGGUACAUUUGCAUUUGCAGAAUGGUUAGUUCAAAAUCCAUCAUGCAUAAAAGGACGGAGAUGCAUUGAGUUGGGCAGUGGAACUGGAGCUUUGGCUAUUUUUCUCAGAAAGUCAUUUGACCUUGACAUCACAACAUCAGAUUAUGAUGAUCAAGAAAUUGAAGAGAACAUAGCGCAUAACUGCAGCAAAAGUAACAUAAUUUUUUUGACAGAUUCAUGGGGUGAUACCUUUCCAAUUGCAGACCCAGACUGGGACUUGGUUGUAGCAAGUGAUAUCUUAUUGUAUGUAAAACAGUAUACAAACUUAACAAAAUCUCUUUCAUUUCUUCUCAAGGCAUACAAGCCAAGCGAUAACAAAUCAUUUAUCGUAGUCAUCAUUCUUUCAUUUAACUUGUCAGGAAUUUGGAUGAAUUUGCCUAAGCCGGCAUUUUUGAUGAGUUGGAGACGUAGAAUUGGAAAGGAAGACGAGUCUCUCUUCUUUGCUGGAUGUGAGAAGGCUGGUCUUGAAGUGAAGCAUAUCGGAUCCCGUGUUUAUUGCAUCAACCUGAUAGAAUCAAAAUCUACCUGAUUAAACAAAUACAAUAUUUGGAAACUGAUUUUUCAGAAUUGCUGCUGGAUGCUGAUCAGUUCCCAUUAUAGUGCAGGAAUUUGAAGGACAUAUACUUAUUUGUAUCUCAACAAUCUCGACUCUUCUGAUCCUGCAUAUAAAGUGUAGGGAAUUAGAAGGAAAGCUUUAAGAUAUAAAUAUUUGAAGUUGGAUAUUUCCUCACA